This is a messenger RNA of Oryza brachyantha (malo sina), 2363 nucleotides long. RefSeq names its product putative clathrin assembly protein At2g01600. Gene Ontology annotation, cellular component: clathrin-coated pit; clathrin-coated vesicle. The record is from RefSeq and is a predicted model, not a curated record. Bases 300 to 2024 code for a protein of 574 amino acids. Gene Ontology annotation, molecular function: clathrin heavy chain binding; phosphatidylinositol-4,5-bisphosphate binding; SNARE binding. Gene Ontology annotation, biological process: clathrin-dependent endocytosis; clathrin coat assembly; vesicle budding from membrane. The transcript has 15 exons. Lineage: Eukaryota; Viridiplantae; Streptophyta; Magnoliopsida; Poales; Poaceae.
AUAUCCUGUAUGCUUCCGCUCGUCAGACUUCACAAGGCGUGAAAAAGGUAACACCGCGCCUUCAUGUACAUUUGGCACUAUCGCAAAAAACUAGUAAGCCACCUUUAUUAGCCGUUCCGUGCAUCGAGCAAUCUCGCCGCGCACCGUCAGGGCGGAAAGCCGAAAUCGAAUCAGACCGAAGCGGAGAGGAGAGGGAAAAAAAAAUUCAUCAGAAGCGAAGUGGGGGACAGGGAGAGGAAAAAAAAAAAAAGAAGUCGGGGGCGGCCGCCGACGGCGAGCAGCGAGCGGAGGAGCAGAGAAUGUCGGCGCUGCAGAGCUGGCGCAAGGCGUACGGCGCGCUCAAGGACACCACCACCGUCAGCCUCGCCAAUCUCAACUCCGACUUCAAGGAUCUGGAUGUGGCGAUUGUGAAGGCCACGAAUCACGUGGAGUGCCCGCCCAAGGAGCGCCACCUGCGCAAGAUUGUGGCGGCGACGUCCAUCGCUAGGCCUCGGGCGGACGUCGCCUACUGCAUUCAUGCUCUUGCUCGCCGCCUCGCCAAAACCCGGAACUGGAUUGUUGCACUGAAGACACUUGUGGUGAUCCACAGGCUUCUCCGGGAAGGUGAUCCUACAUUCCGUGAAGAGUUUCUUACUUUUACACAAAGAGUGCGGAUUUUGCAAUUAUCGAAUUUCAAGGAUGAUUCCACCCCUGUUGCUUGGGACUAUUCUUCAUGGGUUCGUACAUAUGGCUUGUUUUUGGAGGAAAGACUAGAAUGCUUCAGGGUCUUAAAGUAUGAUAUUGAGGCUGAGCGUUUGUCGAAACAGGGUCAAGGGCCUGAAAAGGGCCACAGUAGAACCAGAGAACUAGAUUCUCCAGACUUGCUGGAGCAAUUACCAGCACUGCAACAGUUACUAUAUCGACUUAUUGGAUGUCGGCCAGAAGGAGCUGCAAAUAGCAAUUAUUUGGUGCAGUAUGCUCUAGCUCUGGUUCUCAAAGAAAGCUUCAAAAUCUAUUGUGCAAUAAAUGAUGGAAUUAUCAACCUUGUCGACAAGUUUUUUGAGAUGCCAAGACAUGAAGCACUCAAAGCCCUUGAAAUUUACAGGAGGGCUGGACAGCAGGCUGGAAGCCUAUCGGACUUCUAUGAAAAUUGUCGUGGAUUGGAACUUGCAAGAAAUUUCCAAUUUCCUACUCUGAGGGAGCCACCACAGUCAUUCCUUUCAACCAUGGAGGAGUAUGUGAGAGAGGCACCACGUAUGGUUCCAAUUAAGGAGCCGUUGGAGUUUCCAGAGAGACUACUUCUGACAUACAAACCAGAAGAAUCAGAAGAAGCUCCUGAGCUUGUUCCUGCUGAGGAGGAGAAACCACAAACUGAAGAACCUGCUGCUGCUGCUGCUGCUGCAAUGCCAUCUUCUGCUGAAGUAGUUUCACCUCCUCCUAAAGUUGAGGUCGUAGACACUGGUGAUUUAUUGGGAUUAAGUGAUCCAACCCCUAGUGUAUCGGCAAUAGAGGAAAGCAAUGCUUUGGCCUUGGCUAUAAUUCCUACAGGAGGUGAUACUUCAACAAGUGGCACAACUACUGUGCAAGAUAAAGGAUUUGACCCUACAGGAUGGGAACUUGCUCUUGUUACUACCCCAAGCACCAACACAAAUUCACUGGCCAUGGAUAGUAAUUUGGGCGGUGGAUUUGACAAGCUCACACUGGAAAGCUUAUACGACGAUGGAGUCUACAGGCAGCAUAUGCAGCAGCAGCAGCAGCUCUAUGGCUCAGCUGCCCCCAACCCAUUCAUGGCGACCGAUCCUUUUGCAAUGUCGAAUCAAGUAGCUCCCCCACCAUCAGUUCAAAUGGCUAACAUGGCUCAGCAGCCGCAGCAGAUGCCUCUGAUGAUGCAGCCAAAUCCAUUCGGACCACCAUUACAGCCACAGCAUGCAGGCAUUGCUCAGGCACCCAACCCCUUCCUCGAUGCUGGGUUCGGCCCUUUCCCGGCAUCAAAUGGAAUGCAGCACCCUCAAGCCAACCCAUUCGGAACCGCCCAACUUUUAUAGGGUCACCCAAUUAAACACACGCGAUGGGCACUUGGGCAGUGCAAAAUUCAGUCUAUAUACUCUAUAGAGUUACGUACUGCGUGUGUCGAGAAGUGAGAUUUGCAGGUGUCGCAAUGGUACAGUAUAGAUAAGAUAACCUACUUUUGUGUUGGCUUCUCUUUGGCUGUGGCCGCUCGAUUCUUUUGUAGCUAACGCCUGUAUUAAACCUCAUGUGCAGCAGUAUUGUUUUUUCCACCAUUUGUGGCGUGGCGGCUGGGCUUGGACGACUCUUCUUGUAAAGCAAUUUGUUCUCUCAUUCAAAGUUACAUGUCAAUAAAAAGGUCAUAGGUUGCUUGUAAA